Messenger RNA from Salvia splendens (bonfire salvia), 1443 nucleotides. Its product is annotated as baicalein 7-O-glucuronosyltransferase. Gene Ontology annotation, molecular function: UDP-glucosyltransferase activity. The transcript has a single exon. Lineage: Eukaryota; Viridiplantae; Streptophyta; Magnoliopsida; Lamiales; Lamiaceae. The record is from RefSeq and is a predicted model, not a curated record. Bases 42 to 1385 code for a protein of 447 amino acids.
UAAUAAGUGAAUUGUAGUACCUACUUCAUAAUGCAUCAAAAAUGGAAAAAACCAUAAUUCUCUACUCUGCGGCGGAACAUUUGAGCCCGACGGUAGCGCUAGCCACCUUCAUCUCCACACACUACCCCACCCUCCCCAUCACAAUAAUCAGCACCGCUGACUCCUCCGCCGCCGCCUCCACCCCUCCCUCCGUCACAUACCGCCGCCUCCCCGACCUCCCGCCGCCCCAAACACCAAUCAAAAACCACGUCGAGGCCUUCUUCGAAAUCCCCCGCCUCCACAACCCCAACCUCCGCGCCGCCCUCGAAGAAAUCUCCCAAAAAUCACGAAUCGCGGCUCUGGUCCUCGACUUCUUCUGCAACGCCGCGUGCCAAGUCUCGGCCGCCCUCGGCAUUCCCACUUACUUCUACGACACCACCGGUACACACGGGGUGGCAGUGUUUCUGAACUUCCCUACCUGGAUUGAGACCGUCGAUGCCGACAUCGGAGAUAUGAACGAAUACCUUUACUUCCCCGGAAUUCCGGGUAUCCUCUCAUCAGAUAUGCCACAGAUAAUGUUUUUCCGAGGGAGUAAUGUGUAUAAGCAUGUCCUGGAAACUGCGAAGAACAUGAGGAAGUCUUGUGGAAUCCUUACUAAUGGAUUUGACGGUAUCGAACUCAGACCUAAACAAGCCAUAGAAAACGGCCUCUGCGUCCCCGGCGGAGUAACUCCGCCGCUUUACUUAGUCGGCCCGCAGAUUCCGAAACUCAAUCCAGCUGUAGAUCAUGAUUGCCUGCGCUGGCUCGAUGCGCAGCCGAGAAAAACCGUCGUCUUCCUCUGCUUCGGGAGGAGGGGUUUGCACUCCGCCGAGCAGUUGAAAGAGACGGCGGUGGCGCUGGAGAGAAGCGGCCAUAGAUUCCUCUGGUCGGUGCGGAAUCCCCCGGGGAAGGGCGGGGGAGAUCCGAAUCUGGAGGAGAUUCUGCCGGAGGGGUUUCUGGAGAGGACUAAAGACAGGGGGUUUGUAGUAAGGUCGUGGGCCCCGCAGCUGGAGGUGUUGGGUCACGAAGCCGUGGCCGGCUUCGUGACCCACUGCGGGAGGAGCUCGGUGAUGGAGGCAGUGGCGAGCGGGGUGGCGAUGAUCGCGUGGCCGCUCUACGCGGAGCAGAGGAUGAGUAAGGUGUUUCUGGUGGAGGAGAUGAAGGCGGCGCUGCCGCUGGAUGCGGCUGAGGGCGGGUUCGUCACCGCGGACGAGCUGGAGAGGCGGGUUAGGGAGCUGAUGGAUUCGAACACGGGGAGGGAAAUACGCCGCCGGGUCGCAGAGAUGAAAACCUCCGCGGCCGCGGCGUUGGGCGAGAACGGAUCGUCCGUGCUUGCUUUGCAUAAGUUUAUUAGUGAUUGUUUGUAGUCGAGUUUAAUGGUUAACGAUGAUUUAUUGAUUUUUGUGCCUUGUGUUUUUAUAGUUA